AGGAUUUUUGCUCUGCUGUCUUCAAGAUCUCUACUUUUAUUCUUCACUUUAUUUAAUGCGUCGGUGGAUUCGUUCUACUUUUAUGUUAUAUCACUGAUUCACUGAACCCAAUGGCUUUAGCUGAUGGACUGUGCUAGCUACUGUGUGUUUUUAGGGUUUAUAUAUUCUUGAUGAUCUUUUUUACUGGUUUUUGCUUUUGGGUUUUGGGAAUUAUAACUUGUUGAAUGUUACACCACCUCAUGUUCAAUGCUCUUUGUCUAUGGUUUCUUCAGUUUAGCAACUUUCUAUUUUCAAACGCCAUCGUGCUCUGUUAAGGAUGGGAAAGACUCCUGGUAAAUGGAUCAAGACUUUGCUUCUCGGGAAGAAGUCUCCCAAGUCGAGUUUAGAGAACCGAAGCCAGAAACUGGGAUCUGCUAAGAAAGAAGAGCUGGUAGUAUCGGUGACAGAAGAUUUGUCAAACUUAACGGUUGAUCCACCAGUGGUUUCAUCACAACCAGUUCCGGCUUCUUCUGCUCAAAAUGUGGCAAACAAUGGCGAUGAGUCGAAGGAUAAUCUCGAGUCAGGGAAUGACUUGGGAGAAAUCGAGCUUGAACGAGCUGCAAUUAAGGUUCAAGCUACUUUCAGAGCUCAUCAGGCGCGUAGAGCAUUUCGGACCCUUAAAGGUAUCAUCAGGCUCCAGGCAUUUAUCCGUGGUCACCUGGUCAGAAGACAAGCCAUUGCAACAUAUUCGUGUAUAUUUGGAAUUGUGAAGUUUCAGGCUCUUGUUCGUGGCCAGAAAGCUAGAUCUUCAGAUAAUGGGAUUGUAUUUCAGAAAACACAUAUGGUAGCCGGUGAUUCGGAAGCUUUGCAAUCGAACACGUAUAGUUGGAUGGACAAUCCCACAAAGUUCGUCUUUGUUAAUCAGCUUCUAGCUUCUUCAGCAACUGCAUUGCCUCUGAAGAUCCAAUAUGGUCCUGAGGAACCUAACUCAGCCAAGGUUUGGCUUGUACGCUGGACACAAUUGCAAGUUUGGUCAUCUGGCUCACGAGUAGCUAGGGUUGAGAUUCCAAAAUCUCAGUCAAAGAAGCGAAAUUAUGAAGCUGUGGUUGAAGCAGAUAAGGCAAGGCCAAAGCGAGGUAUCAAGAAACCAUCUGGUCCAAAUAGUGGAACUGGUGCCAUCCGUUCUUCAGCUGAAAGUGAUAAACCUAAACGAAAUGUGAGGAAGGCUUCCACGCUUAGUAAAGAUGCCGUGAGAACUGAGAGUAACAAAGCUAAGCCCCAUUCUAGAAAAAGUAGAGGCGUCUCAAAGAAGGAGGUAUCUCCUUUGGAAAUUAAAGAUGAGAAGCCCAGUCCUAGUCUCAAAAGGUCUUCUCUUUCAAACGGGUCAAAGAAAGCCACCUUUAGAUCUGCUGAGAAGAAGAAGAAAGAUACUGCUGAUUCUGUGCAGAUUGAGCAUGAAGAGAAAGUUUCAGAGAAGGUUCUUGAAGGAGGAGACAAUAUUGAGUUGGCUGAAACGGAGAAAAGUACUCUAGAUUCUGUGCAGAUAGAGCCUGAAGGGAAGGUUCUUGAAGGAGGAGACAAUAUUGAGUUGGCUGAAACGGAGAAAAGUACUCUAGAUUCUGUGCAGAUAGAGCCUGAAGGGAAGGUUCUUGAAGGAGGAGACAAUAUUGAGUUGGCUGAAACGGAGAAAAGUACUCUAGAUUCUGUGCAGAUAGAGCCUGAAGGGAAGGUUCUUGAAGGAGGAGACAAUAUUGAGUUGGCUGAAACGGAGAAAAGUACUCUAGAUUCUGUGCAGAUAGAGCCUGAAGGGAAGGUUCUUGAAGGAGGAGACAAUAUUGAGUUGGCUGAAACGGAGAAAAGUACUCUAGAUUCUGUGCAGAUAGAGCCUGAAGGGAAGGUUCUUGAAGGAGGAGACAAUAUUGAGUUGGCUGAAACGGAGAAAAGUACUCUAGAUUCUGUGCAGAUAGAGCCUGAAGGGAAGGUUCUUGAAGGAGGAGACAAUAUUGAGUUGGCUGAAACGGAGAAAAGUACUCUAGAUUCUGUGCAGAUAGAGCCUGAAGGGAAGGUUCUUGUAGGAGGAGAUAAUAUUGUGUUGACUGAAAAGGAGAAAGAUAACACUGAUGCAGUUCCGGUGGAGCUUGAUGUUGUACAAGAUGAGAACUCACCGGUUUUGGAUAAACUGGAGGAAGAUGAACCCAAAACUGCAGAGACCAAUGAUAAAGGUGAUGACCUCAAAUGUUCAGAGGUUGAGAUAAGCUCUGAGAACAGUAAUGUUUGUUCUGAUAACACAAAGCCUACUGAAAGAAGAGCAUUGCUGCCUGCAAAAAUUGACAAUCAAGAUCACGGACUUACGCAUAGCGGACGAAAAAUCCCUAGCUACAUGGCCCCAACUGCAUCUGCAAAAGCCAGAGUCAAAGGAGAAAGCUCUCCGAGGUUUUCCCUUGAGAAGACUGAGAUAAAUGGGUCAGUGCGACGCCAUUCACUGUCAUCUCCAGCCAAUGGUCAGCUGAGUACUACUACCAUGUCUCCAAGGGCUCACAAACUUCUCCUAGCCUCAGCCAAAGGAUCUAUGAAUGGUGACAAAUCUCUUACUUCUUCCAAGGACAUAACUCACAAGUCAACAAGAAGUGACUGGAAACGGUGAAGGCUCAGGCAAAAGAGAGUGUCAUCUCAUCAUCUUACAUGGUCGAAUUCAAUUACUUAGUGUGUUUCCUCUGCUUUUUGGUUUGGUUUGGUGAGUUUAGAGUGUGGUCAGUGUUCAUGUUAAUAACAUCCUUUUCAUAUAUGUUGCUUCAGUUUACUCUGAUAUGUUUGAAGACACAAAAAGGUUUGAGUAAAUAGUUUCAUCUUUGUAUACAUCUAUUCAUUCA
Molecule: messenger RNA, 2849 nt
Organism: Camelina sativa (false flax)
Lineage: Eukaryota; Viridiplantae; Streptophyta; Magnoliopsida; Brassicales; Brassicaceae
Product: protein IQ-DOMAIN 28
Molecular function (GO): protein binding
Source: RefSeq, a predicted model, not a curated record